Molecule: messenger RNA, 2542 nt
Organism: Hippocampus comes (tiger tail seahorse)
Lineage: Eukaryota; Metazoa; Chordata; Actinopteri; Syngnathiformes; Syngnathidae
Gene: plekha2
Product: pleckstrin homology domain containing A2
Exons: 12
Coding region: 270-1664 (464 amino acids)
Source: RefSeq, a predicted model, not a curated record
CAUCCGGGGCUGGUUUUAUUCUAAUAACGAACGUUCAACCCGGAAAGACGAACAAGAACAGGACUUUUGUGUUAUCCGAUCACACGAAUAAAUAGGCAAGGCGGGCAGGGUCUUCUGGUGCGUGCUGGACUUCAAAAAAGUUGUUUCUGAAACUGGUUGGCUUCCGCCAUGUUGGUCAACUGCUGUCACAAGUGUUCUUCCUAGCGGUCCUGGAAACUGGUUGUGUUGGGACAAGACUCUGCGAAGCGGUGAUAUGUGAUAGCAGCACCAUGCCGUACGUCGAUCGUCUGAACCGCGUGUGUGGCUUCCUGGAUAUCGAAGAGAAAGAAAACAGUUGCCGCUUCCAGAGGCGUUACUUCAUCCUGGACACUCAGGGGAAUGCUUUGCUGUGGUACAUGGACAACCCUCAGAACCUGCCCAGUGGAGCAAGCUUUGUUGGCAGCCUGAGACUAACAUAUAUCUCCAAGGUAAAUGAAACUACAGGGAAGCAGAAGCCAAAGACAGAGUUCUGCUUUGUCAUCAAUGCAGUAUCCCGAAGGUACUUCCUCCAAGCCAAUGACGUGACAGAUAUGAGGGACUGGGUCACUGCUCUCAACCAAGCCAGCAAGAUUACGGUUCCUAAAUCUGGUCCUGCACCUCCAAGAUCUGAUGUGGCCACUGUUACGAGUGACUCUUACGGAGGGGGGAAACAGCAAGCAUAUAAGACGGAGAUCCACGGAGGCGUGGUGGUGCACACGCCCAUCCUGGUAAGCGCACGCCCCCAAAACUACAACUCGUGCUGUCGUGAUCAUGCACAAGGCGAACUUGCUCUGUCCAAAAACAUGUAUGCGGACGAUGUUUUGAUGACACUUGGUUGUGAUAAUAAAGCGAUCAUCAUGUUGCAGAACGAGAGCGUCAAGCCUAAUGUGCUGAGGUUCGGUUACUGUGUCAAACAAGGCAAUGUUAGAAAAAGCUGGAAGAGGCGCUUUUUUACCCUCGAUAACAACGCGGUCAGUUACUACAAGUCUGAGAUGGACAAAGAACCUCUGCGAGCCAUUCCCCUCCGGGACAUUCAGAAAGUUCACGAAUGCCUCGUCAAAUCAGGUGACCUCCUGCAGCGCGACAAUCUAUUUGAGAUCAUCACCGGAUCCCGAACCUUCUACAUACAGACAGACUCUCCAGAGGAUAUGCACGGCUGGAUCAGGGACAUAGAGAUGAAGAUUCAGGAUUUCAGAGGCCCUGCCAAGGGAUUUUCGUUUAAAAGAGCUUCAUCUCUCUAUCGGAGUCACAAUCCUUCCGCAAGUCGAAGUCACCGAGUCGCCGAGCAGCGGCCAACUCUCGUCAAGUCGUGCUCCGUGGCGCCGGGCUGGCAGCCGUGGACACCUAUCCCUCCUAAUGAAGCCUCCAUCUUGGAUGCGGAGGACAAUGACAGCGCUUUUAGCACCGUACCCACAUUGGCCUCACUCUCCUCCUCCCCCAACUCUUCCUCCACGUCCUCCUCCUCCAACUCUCUCUCAACUCUAGCCCCAUGCCCCAGCAUGCCCAGUAGUGGAAUGGGCAUCCUCACGGCUUCCGGAGAUGUGGCGUUCGGCCGCCGGAGGCAUCGUUCGCAUCCUCAGUCUCACACAGGGUGCGUGUUCCCCUUUAACCUGGAUGAUGACAGCAUCCGCACCACUGAUGUUUAGGUUCCGUGGUUCUAUGUGGUUCUUGUUACAUGCUUUGACAUGUAUGUGUCUGGUUGUUGUUGUAUUCCUUACUAACAAGGUGAGCCUGUGUUGAUGACAUGACCAUUGAUGAGGGCCCACAGCUGGUCAUGUCGAUGUGUUACAGAUAAUAUGGGUAGCAAGAGGAACAGUAGUGUUGAAUUGUCAAAGGGCUGUUAAAAAAGGAUUUUUUUUUUCAUGCAGCUUCUGCUAAAAACUUGAAUUAUGAUUGUUCCUGCAGGGCUAGCAAUGAUGGCACAUGUAUUUAACCCUUUGCACUUGUCUUCAAUUUAACGUUCUCGGUACAAAAAAAAAAAUCUAGAGGUUCUCAGGCAUGUGUAUUUUGAUAGUUCAUAUGUCUUCUCUUUUAACAUUCUUUCCACGAGAGACAUGAGGCACAGCAGCCUUCAACAUUCAACAAGCAUUUCCUGGCCACAAACGAGACAAGUGAAAGUGUUCCGUCAACCUCAAACUCACAACCCUGUAGAUUGAACCAUCAUGUUACACGGGAAGUGGUGAUGCCAUAAUAAAUAAUACAAUCACUCGACAUGGUACUUGAUGAAGAAUGGAAACCUGGUGAGCAGGUUUCGAGGAUUCUAAAUGCGAUUUCCCCCUACGUGCAACAUUAUGGGGAUGUAAACGCUGCCACUUGUAAUUUAUUAGCAAUUUUGCACUUACGUUGUUUGCUACCUUUUUUAUAUGCUUCACCACUUUCACAACUUCCUCACGGAUGUCUCAAAUAGUUUGUGUUGUAACACCUGAGGCUUCUGCUCAUGCCUGAAUGCUUUGUUAACUCGUCAGCCUGCACAUGCUGUUGGUUUCCAUUCUUGAUAAUAAAUUCUUAUUUUAUAUUUGUCUUA